UAAAAAUCCAUGAUUAAGUUGGUCGUUGGACUAUAAAAACGCAGGUUGGAGCAUAAGAAAAAGAAACGAGUAUUCAUUUUUGAGAUGGGAAUCUGCAUAUCCACUGUAUCUUCUGAGAUUCAUGAUACUGAAGAUGUCCAAGAAAAUGCAGUGUUCAUUGACGAGACCAAUGAUAAAACUAAGAGAAAUGGAUCUGUUCAUUCAAGAGCUGGAAGCAAAGGGUUGAACCAAGAUGCUGCCAUACUCUAUCAGGGAUAUGGAGAAGAUGAUGGAGCCUUUUGCGGAGUUUUUGACGGUCAUGGGAAGAACGGUCACCUGGUGAGCAAGUUAGUGCGGAACCAUUUGCCACUGCUUGUGCUAAACCAGAGAAACUCUCUGGCAAAUGUCAAAGUCACGGCGGUGCACGAUGACUGUGACCCAGGAUCAAUGCCGAGCAAGAACUUCCAGGCAUGGAGAGAUGCAUGUAUCAGUGCCUUCAAGGUGAUAGACAAGGAGAUCAAGCUUCAGGAGGGAUUGGACUGCUCCACCAGUGGAAGCACAGCUGUUGUUGUCAUAAGACAGGGUGAGGAUCUUGUCAUAGCCAACCUCGGCGACUCGAGAGCAGUGCUAGGGACUCUCACUGAAGACGGACUUCGCACUCUUCAAUUGACUACCGACUUGAAGCCUAAUGUUCCCAGCGAAGCCGACCGAAUAAGGAAGUGCAACGGCCGGGUUUUAGCUCUGAAGGAAGAACCACACAUCCAGCGCGUGUGGCUACCCCAUGAGAACAUGCCUGGCCUUGCCAUGUCCCGUGCUUUCGGCGACUACUUGCUCAAAAACCACGGCAUAAUCGCCAUUCCCGACAUCUCUUAUCACCGUAUAACUCCAAAAGACCAAUUCAUCGUCCUUGCAACAGAUGGGGUGUGGGAUGUGCUCAAUAACAAUGAAGUUGCAACAGUGGUCGGGUCAGCAAAAGAUGAGGAAGACGCAGCGAAAGCAUUGGUUGAAGCAGCUAUUGCUUCAUGGAAGAAGAAAUUCCAUUUUUCAAAAGUUGAUGAUUGCAGUGUUGCCUGCCUCUUCUUGCAUAAAAGGCAAAAGACAGAUUAGCACUGGUGCACUGCCAAUUGGGUACUCUAAGCUUGCAACUUAUAGUCUAUACAUAUUAUGCCAUUGAUGCACUAGCUGCUUCAAUGAUUCCAACCACGCACAAGUUGCUUGUACAGAGGCAUAUAGAAGUACAAGCAAAAUAGAGACAAUGAACAUUGCCCAGAAUUUGGUAUUGAAAUGAAAGCUCCGAGUUAGCUUGUCGAACAACUUGGAAACAUAUUCCGAGGGGAUGGGUUUGCCAACUGGAGUGCAUUGAUGGGGAUUGUUUCACCUGGAUAACUCAUGUUUCCCACAAACGUUAUUGAAUUGUUAAUCACCAUCAAUUGUGCUAGCUUUACACCAUGCUGCAAUAAAAGUUAGUUUGAGUGUUCUUUUGCUUCUAAUCUUAUACAUGCUCCAGGGUGAACAUUGUUCUCAACACCUUUAAAUACCAACUGGGAUCACCAAGAAUAUAAAGACGGGUUUUCUAGAAGAAUAGCCAAUUGCCUAACAAAAUCGCAACUCGAGGUCAAUCUACUCUUGGAACCAUAC
Molecule: messenger RNA, 1617 nt
Organism: Syzygium oleosum
Lineage: Eukaryota; Viridiplantae; Streptophyta; Magnoliopsida; Myrtales; Myrtaceae
Product: probable protein phosphatase 2C 72
Exons: 5
Coding region: 85-1086 (333 amino acids)
Biological process (GO): protein dephosphorylation
Molecular function (GO): protein serine/threonine phosphatase activity
Source: RefSeq, a predicted model, not a curated record